AUGAAGGCCGUAAAUGGCCUGUUUGUGUUGACGGACAAGAAACUAGAUCUUGUCGAUGUUCCAAAAAAAAUAAAUUUAGUGGUCACUUUGAAGAAAAUUCCCAAAACAGACAAAGCUACAACCAUAGAACUAAAAUUACCAAGAUCUUCCAGUUAUGGAAAUCAGUCAGUUUGUCUCUUUGUCAAAGAUUUGGACAAAGAUGACCGAGAAUUUGAAAAGACCAAAUACCAUUAUCAAGAUCUCUUGAAGUCUGCAGGACUAAAAGAAAUUCCUGAUAUUAUCCCAAUCAAAGAGUUGUUGUUGGAAUAUAAAGCAUUUGAAGCCAAGCGAAACCUUUCCAAUAUGUAUGAUGUCUUUUUGACAGACAGUCGUGUGGCGAAGGUCCUACCUAGAAUUCUGGGCAAACAUUUUUAUGGUCGAAAAAGAAUCCCUAAACGAGUGCUCAUGGAUGCCAAACCAUUAAAGAAAGAAAUACUUAAUGCCAUCAAAAGAGUGAAUUAUGUAAUGUCGAUGAAGGGCUCCAGUAGUAUGGUCACCAUUGCACAUCGAAAAAUGUCAGCCCGAGAUGUGUUUGUUAACGUAAUGGCUGCUGUCAAGCAGAUAUCGGAAGAAAUACCAGGAGGGCUUCAUAAUAUCCGUAAUCUAUAUAUUCGGACACAAGAAUCAAGUGCAGUUCCAUUAUACAUUUCC
This is a messenger RNA of Lottia gigantea (owl limpet), 690 nucleotides long. RefSeq lists its product as hypothetical. The transcript has a single exon. The annotation marks the transcript as partial. The record is from RefSeq and is a predicted model, not a curated record. Lineage: Eukaryota; Metazoa; Mollusca; Gastropoda; Lottiidae.